This is a messenger RNA of Spizellomyces punctatus DAOM BR117, 1852 nucleotides long. RefSeq lists its product as uncharacterized. The record is from RefSeq and is a predicted model, not a curated record. The transcript is spliced from 4 exons. NCBI's taxonomy places the organism in Eukaryota, Fungi, Chytridiomycota, Chytridiomycetes, Spizellomycetales, Spizellomycetaceae. Bases 38 to 1702 code for a protein of 554 amino acids.
GCGGCCCCGAGAUCACUGAUCAUUUACCGACUUACCAAUGAUUUUUAUCUACUACCUAUUGCUCGCUAUUAGUAUUACUAUUAGUCUCGACAUGUCCGUUUCACCAGAACCACCCACGUUCACGAUCCCGUUGGACCGUCUCAGUCACCUGGACGCGUCGUUUGACGAAUUUGACCAGCUCGCGCAAGAGCAAGAAGCUAGCGGUUUGAUUGAUUUUGGCCAGUUUCAGUCAACGAAUAUUCUAGAUUUUUUGGACAACUCUGAUGAUGAAGACUCUGACAGUAGCCCAGAGCAAUCUGAAGUGCUAUUCGUGAAUGGCCAGGCAGUUUCGCCUGGUGCUUUUUUUGCAAGUCGAUCUGCGACUUUGGGUUCUCUUGAAGAGAAGCUACCCGCGCAAUUCCGACCGCACUGGACUACCCCGCGCAUAGAUGAACAAGGCCGCUAUAUUGAUUUACUCCCCAAUACCCCCGAGACGCCUCAGGGGGAAAAACCACCCGAAGAAGACAAUACUCUGGCUCGUAUUUUAAAUUCUGAUGAGACUGCACAAGUGAAGUGGUACCGGCCACCAUCCCCCUCGGAUGAGCGAUUCGCCAAUGCUCCGGCCCUCGCACCAGCGGCGGAGAGGCUGACACAAUAUUUCAAAAGACAAGAUGCACUGGAAGCUGCCAAGACUCCUCAAUGGACGGCCGCCGACUUUCCUGUCAAUGUUGUGCCAACCCCCGUAAGGCGCCUAGCCGCUGAACUCCGUAAUGCUAUUCCCAAUUCGCCGCCACGCCCAAUUACACAAAUUACACAACCACGGCCUCAGCACUACGAAGUUAUCCUUCCACGCAAACAACGAUAUGGCGUCAGUAGUUUUAACGGAGCAGAAUCCUCUCGUUUCAUCUCCAUUCAAUUUCCUUCAGUAUCUUAUUCCACUCGAUCGCACGUUCGCAUUGCCCUCGACCUUAACAAUAUCAGCAACAUUCCGGCGAACUGGUCUAUCACCUCUAUCGGGCCGGUGUAUAUGGCACCCGUCGUUCGACAGGGUAAGCCAUUACGUAACAAUGAAAAGGACCAUCCAGUCAAGAGUAAGGUAUUCGAACCCGGGACAGCAUCCGGAUGCGUGAUGCCUCACACGACACAAAGUGUAUCAAUCUCCUUCCGACCGCCAUCGGCUGGUCGGUACAGACAGACAUGGCACAUUCGUGCAAACUCGCAGGUGGUCGUCCUGUCUUUGGAAGCGUUGGCUGAUUCCAAGCCAACAAAAAAGGUGGAAGGGCGCCGAGAACUUGGCUUGGCUGAAUACAUGCGACAGAAGAAGGUGGACAUUAUGGAAGAACUUGGCGUGGCAGAGUCCAAGCCUGUAAAGAUCGUGGAAGGCAAGCGGGAGAUAUCAAGAAAAGUGGUCUCUGUACGUGAGGGUGUGUCUGUAGACGCACGUCCUCGCAUCAAGCGGGAACCUGUUGCAUCAGUACGACCAAGGCCCGUUCCUUCAAAACAAGUAACGACAUCACGGAGUAUUGUCCCUGUGAGGCCGGUUCCAUCAGGAGAAGCACGUGUCCGCACCAAGCGGGAACCUAUCGCACCAGUAAGGACAAUGCCUGUUCCACCAAAACAGCAAGUGACGACAGGGAAAACCACAACGAUAAAGACUCGCACCACGUCGCGACAACCCGUUGCGGUACCCCAAAAAUCUGAACGUCCGCGUUGGCGUUUCUAAGCCAUUUAUAUUUUAACCGCCUGCAAAUUAUGUAUUUUGGCGUAUAUACCUUUGUGAAAUUAUUUGAUUUGGACUCGGUUUGUAAAUAAACAAUACCCUUGUAUUAUUAAAAAAAAGAAAGAGCCAAUAAAAACAAAAUGUAAAAUGAUA